Messenger RNA from Necator americanus (New World hookworm), 480 nucleotides. RefSeq lists its product as uncharacterized. The coding region runs from base 1 to 480 and encodes 159 amino acids. The record is from RefSeq and is a predicted model, not a curated record. NCBI's taxonomy places the organism in Eukaryota, Metazoa, Nematoda, Chromadorea, Rhabditida, Ancylostomatidae. The transcript has 5 exons.
AUGCUCCGCCAUCUUUUAAUCGCUGUCUCCUCAAUCGCAUUCGCAAUCGCCUUCCAUCAAUAUCGAGAACUGAAAUGUUCAACACCCACGAACACCAUUCGGGGUGGUCCGCACAGGGCUGAGUGCCAGCUGAUCCUCAAGGAAGAAGAGCUAGAAACCGGCCGACCAGUACCUAAAGGUCUUGGAUGUUGGAAGGAGGAUCACGAAGGAGAGGAGAGAGAGUACUGCGACAUAGUUUGUCCCAACUCGCACACCGUCUUCAUCUCAUACAUCGACCAAGGUCACCGCGCAUGCUUCAACUACAUCACAUAUCAGAUUGAAAAGCGUGCUGAGGAACGAUACUUGUGGCGAAGCGGAAAGUGCCUCAACUCCACCGUCAACUACCGCAUCGGGUGCAAGUUCGAUGAUCCUUUCGACACCCAGUACAAAUCCGACAACGAGAUUCUCGCCCGUCUUCGCGCUCGUGCUCGCAGAGCAUGA